Molecule: messenger RNA, 150 nt
Organism: Oncorhynchus nerka (sockeye salmon)
Lineage: Eukaryota; Metazoa; Chordata; Actinopteri; Salmoniformes; Salmonidae
Exons: 2
Source: RefSeq, a predicted model, not a curated record
GGGAAGCAGAGAGAGAGAGAGAGAGGGGAGCAGAGAGAGAGAGAGAGAGAGAGAGAGAGAGAGAGAGAGAGAAGGGAGAGCAGAGAGAGAGAGCAGGGAGAGCAGAGAGAGAGAGACAGGGGAGAGCAGAGAGAGAGAGAGAGCAGGGUA